Messenger RNA from Phytomonas sp. EM1, 1130 nucleotides. NCBI's taxonomy places the organism in Eukaryota, Euglenozoa, Kinetoplastea, Trypanosomatida, Trypanosomatidae. The record is from the annotation of a GenBank genome assembly.
UGACGAAGAAUACCCCAAGGACGUAUUUAUAUGCAGCCCAGGAGUGUAGAUCCAAGACAUACUCGAGGCUUCAAACGGCCUUUCAAUGCUGACAGCAGUGAAGGUGAUAGAUCCCCGUUUAGCCGUUUCCAUAGUCUGAGAGGCGGUGGUAGUAGUGCUGGACGAUUCCCGCCUUCAGCUAAGCGCGGUCGGUCGGAUGCAUACAGACCGCAGGUAGCAGAAGAGACUGCGCCUCAUCACACGUCUUUUCCUGAAGCUCAGAAUAAUAAGUACCAAGGAAGAAAUACGCGCCCCGUUCGUAGCGACACUCAAAAAAAAGGUCGAGAUGUGGUGGUGAUUCUGGAAAAGGCGGGCUUACUGCUCGGAAACAUGGGCCUCGUGGACGCCUACGAACGUGCGGCGACAACAGAAAUCACAAAUGCAUCAUUGCGGGAGGUUCGCCCAGAUAUUGUGCAUCAAUGUCUUCUUGCUCUUUGUGACUCAAAGCUGGCUCAGGAACACCGCCUUCGAAUUUAUAUUAGCAUGUUUAGCUGUAAUAGGAAGGUAAUUGAAGUUUCCCCAGUUCUGCGUCCACCACGAACGUAUGCACGCUUUCGAGGUCUAAUGUCUGCGCUUCUGCGUGAUGGUCGGGUAACUUCUUCAAAUGGCGAGGUGCUUAUGCGUGUGAUGCCUGGCUCCAUCGCACCCAUUAUCCCUUAUGGAGCUGAUGUCAUUGGGCUCUGCAAUGGACUUACAGCACCCGUUGUGACCGCGUCGCGGUUGGCAGGGGAGGCUAUGGCGAACCCUGUUGAUGAUGCUCUACAGGGUGGUGUCAAAAAUGUUGCAUCUUUUUAUUGUAUCCCUUGCACAGAUGACUGUAGUUUGGACGGAAUUGAUUAUGUAACACGAACCGUGUGCCUCUCGGCGUAUCCCACCACAGCACACGUGAUGUGCGCACGCAUAUGUGAAGGAUUUAUGCGAUUGUGGUCUCGUUCGAAGGAAGGAGGAGCAAAUGCAGUGUGACGUAUAGUUGAAGGAAUAAGGAGGGAACGAAAGCAAGGUGCUUCUUUUUCUUUCCACAGGCCAAUAGUGGUUGUGGCCUCAUGGUGAAGAUAAUUCGCUUAACUAAAUGAUAAUAAUUGUAGUACACU